Messenger RNA from Metarhizium acridum CQMa 102, 696 nucleotides. RefSeq lists its product as uncharacterized. The record is from RefSeq and is a predicted model, not a curated record. Lineage: Eukaryota; Fungi; Ascomycota; Sordariomycetes; Hypocreales; Clavicipitaceae.
AUGGCCGGCUUCUCAGAAAUCAAAUGUUCCAACUUUGCUGUCGCUGCCGCUGCGGAAUUUGACAAGGCGCCUGAUUUUACAGCUAUAUUUGAAGAGGUUGAGGCUGUAUUUCCCGCUCGUUUCAAGGACUCAUGGGACCUGUGUGUCCUUUCAAGUUUGACAAGCGGCAGGUAUCCAUCGACAGCCGCUCCGGCUCUCUACCAUCGCUUGUUGGCUAGUCGAGCCAGUCAGUUCUCCUCGAGGGGGCAACGUGCAACCCUGCGCAAGCGGCUCCACGAACGACUUUUUCAUCUGGUCUCAAUUUCGGGCGCCCCCAAGGCUCUUGACGCAAGUCUAGCGUUGAAAAAUGCAGUUGCCACUGAAGACGGGGAUGCCUGCCUUGGUCGCUCGGAUUGGUCGCCUGAUAACGCGCGCAGUCGUGCAAACGCCUGGCUGGGAAAGUUAUACAAGAAUGAUGUCCCCAUGUUCCAGUCACUUAUUGAUCCGGACUUCUGGCUGUUGAUUUUAGACGUGGUAUAUGGGUUACACAUCUCCAAUCACCGCGAGAUCAGUGAUAUUGAGAGCGAAAUGAUUGUUGCCAGUAGCCUUAUAACGCAGGGCAUGCCGCGGGAAAGCCUGUGGCACCUGCGAGCGCUCCGCCGUCUAGGCCUAGAUCAGGAGACGGUCCAAGGAAUCAAGGUUGCGUGGAGGAAUUAA